AUGGUGUUCACGUCGUUGUUACUUGCCGCCUCGGCUGGGCUGGUCGUUGCUGUGUUCCCUCCCAAGCCAGAGGGCGUGACGACCCUUCCAUCACGAUUUCACGAAGGCGUGACAGUUUCCUACAAGCCAACUACAGGUGUCUGUGAGACCACUCCUGGAGUUCGCUCUUUUGCGGGGUACAUACAUCUGCCUAGCCAUGCUCUGAACGAAACACAUGAGGACAACCGUUUUCCCAUCAACACAUUCUAUUGGUUUUUUGAGAGCCGCAAGGAUCCCAAAAAUGCCCCUUUGGCAAUCUGGUUGAACGGGGGUCCGGGUGGAAGCAGUCUUUUAGGCGCUCUAUCAGAGAACGGUCCAUGUUUCGUUCAUAAUGAUUCCAGGACAACCUACUUGAACCCAUGGUCGUGGAAUAACGAGGUCAACCUACUAUUCAUCGAUCAGCCAAACCAGGUCGGUUAUUCAUACGACGUCCUGACCAAUGUCACUGUGGACAUAGGCCCGCAUGGCGAGCAGGAUGAGUACAUCAAACCAGCAGAUUUCUCAGAAGGAAUUCCAGAGCAGAACAACACUUUCCUAGUCGGAACUAGCAGCUCUCAGAAGGAAUCACAUACUGCCAACUCUACUCAUCAUGCUGCAGUGGCCCUUUGGCAUUUCGCUCAGACCUUCUUCGAGGAGUUCCCCGGCUACAAACCUCACGACGAGCAAAUUAGCCUGUUUACUGAAUCGUAUGGAGGCCACUAUGGACCAGGCUUUGUGGACUACUUGCUACACAAGAAUGAACUUAUCAGAAAUGGAACGAGCUCAGAGCCUGGAGCGCAUUACUUGCAUCUCAAAAGCCUAGGCAUUAUCAAUGGCUGUAUUGACGCACCUGAUAUGAUCGAAUCUGAGAUCACAUUUCCGUUCAACAACACGUACGGGUUGCAAUUAAUCUCGGAUGAGAAUUACGAGCAUAGCAUCAAGGAAUUCCACCGCAAGGGAGGAGUUCUUGACGCCAUCAACGAGUGUCGAGAGCUUGUACAAAAGACCGAUCCUCAUGACCAUGGAGAACAAGCCAAGACCAACAAAGUCUGCGCCGAAGCGGCGGAUCGAGCCAUGAAGAUCAGUGACGAGCUCUUCGUUGAGGAGAAUCGUGGUGCGAGGUUCGAUAUCACUCAUGAGGCUUUGGACCCCUACCCACCUCCAUACAUGUUUGGUUGGCUGAACCAAUACGAGACCCAGAAAGCCUUGGGAGUUCCGGUCAAUCAUACCUGGGGCUCACCGGUAGUGGCACGAGCCUUUGACCGCACGGGAGACAUCGUUCGCGGCGGCCAGUUGGAGCAGAUGGCCUACGUUCUAAGCAAGGGCGUUCAGGUCACCUUAUUCCACGGCGAUAGAGACUUCGCGUGCAACUGGGUCGGAGGGGAGAAGUACUCUCUCAACAUCCCUUGGCCGCAUCAGGAUCAGUUCAAGCAGGCUGGAUACACACCUGUGGUCCUCUCCUCCCCUUAUCUCGAAUCUGCCGGCCUGACUCGACAGUACGGUAACCUUUCAUUCACUCGUGUAUACCAAGCUGGGCACAUGGUUCCGUCGUACCAGCCAGAAGCAGCCUAUCGCAUAUUCAUGCGUAGCAUUACCGGAAAGGACAUCGCCACCGGCGAAAUUGAUCUCAAUGAAUAUGCUUCGACACAUGACGAGCAGUACUCAACAACCGGUCCCAGUUCCACUUGGCACAUGAAGAACGACGUGCUGCCUCAACCUCCGCACGAGUGCUAUGUCCUGGACGUGCCCUCCCGCUGCACGGCAGAGGAAGCCGAAUGGAUUGGAGAUGGAUCUGCCAUCGUGAAGAAUUGGAUCUUGAUCGGUCGCAAGAACGACAGCAACGUUGUCGAGCAAGAAGUAACGGGAUCGAGCGACGGUGCUCAGAUCCCACUCCUGGCGAAGGAUUGGUGA
Zasmidium cellare ATCC 36951 is the source of this 1929-nucleotide messenger RNA. RefSeq lists its product as uncharacterized. Gene Ontology annotation, molecular function: serine-type carboxypeptidase activity. Gene Ontology annotation, cellular component: fungal-type vacuole. The record is from RefSeq and is a predicted model, not a curated record. Gene Ontology annotation, biological process: proteolysis. The transcript is spliced from 7 exons. NCBI's taxonomy places the organism in Eukaryota, Fungi, Ascomycota, Dothideomycetes, Mycosphaerellales, Mycosphaerellaceae. The coding region runs from base 1 to 1929 and encodes 642 amino acids.